Phytophthora nicotianae INRA-310 is the source of this 1641-nucleotide messenger RNA. RefSeq lists its product as hypothetical. Gene Ontology annotation, biological process: transport. The coding region runs from base 1 to 1641 and encodes 546 amino acids. Gene Ontology annotation, cellular component: Golgi apparatus; membrane. The record is from RefSeq and is a predicted model, not a curated record. The transcript has 5 exons. Lineage: Eukaryota; Oomycota; Peronosporomycetes; Peronosporales; Peronosporaceae.
AUGACCAUCACUCCGAUUCCGCACUCGUUAACGAUGACGCUGCUCGCCGCGCUCCUGUCGCGAGCUGUCGGGCGCUUCUCGUCAUGUAGCCGGCAUCAGCGCAUGUUGUUGUUUAUUGCGGGUCUGCUGCUUUGCCGUAGAAAUCUGCUGGUCUCUUGCUCGAUCCACGAGAUGCACGAAAAGGUCACAGGCUGCAAGAUCACUGAGAGAAUGUUUGCAGAUGGCCACGGUCCCUGGGGGACUGUUGAACGCUCCAUAGUCCACGUCGACGCGACGUUACGUCCAUUGAAGGAUCAUGAGGUGCAAGAUACCAUCACGGUGCGGAGACUAAGUGACUAUUUCGACUUUGGCGUCGUGUUGGCCGCCUAUUCCUCGGACGCGGCACUUACUGUAGGCUUUGACGAUCGCACGGCCUGUAGCUGGAACUUCUCCAACUCUAGCAAUAUGCAGGGCGAACUUCAGGGGAAAUUCUACCUAAUGGAGAGGGAUCAGACGCUUCAGGUGAAUACGACAUUCUACCCAAAGGAAGGAGGACUACAGACGGCGUUGCUGGUGCCUUGUUGGAAACAGAAAAGCGCAGCGUUCGGAUAUCCUGUCAGUGCAGACAAGUUCGUGGCAUAUCCGAUGGUGGAUCCAUUGCUCCAUGUGGACGGGGAGUUUGCAUUCCGGAAUCCAUACGGCUAUUUGCCUGGACUACUGUAUGGGUUGUUCCCGUUCAACGGGGUUUUGUCGUUGAUGUAUGGUGCACUGGAUGUGUACUUUUUGGUUUUGAUCUACCGCUACCGACAGAGCGUUGUUGGGACGCACUAUUUCCUACUUAUCGUAUUGCUGCUGGCAACUGGCGAAUCGGUAGCGUGGUUUGUAACGUACAAGCUGCUGAAUGAUUCAGGUGUGCCCGUUUGCUGUCCCUACCCGGACUCGGUGCUGUUCUCUACGUUCAUGAAGGUGCUGGCGGGAAUGGUGGCGCGUAUUGCUACAACGCUAGUCAGUUUGGGCUAUGGAAUUGUGCGGAUGCAGAUUUCAUGGCCAGAGGUGUUCGUCGUUUCCGGACUUGGCGUAUGUUACUUCAUUGCUGUUGGAGCGCUGGAAGUGAGUCAUCUAGCCAAUCAGUCGGACGGUGAUGUUCGGCCUCCUGCUGUCUGGGAAGCGCUCGUCAUUAUGACCAAUGCAUGCUUCGGUGGAUGGAUAUUCUUGUCGCUUGAGCUGACACGCAAGAACCUUGCUGCCUUCGGCCAGACUGCAAAACUGCAGGUAUAUACUUCUCUCAAUCGGAUAUUGGUAGCUUACGUGAUGACCUCUUUCUUCUUGAUGGCAAUCGAAGGGGCUAUCUAUUCGGGCGCCGUGUGGUUACCUUGGACGUAUACAUGGGUUAUAUGGGCGGCAACUCGCUUACUCUUCUUCGGGAUUUUGCUAGUUGCAGUGUAUCUAUGGCGACCGACGAAGCACGGUUUGCUCUACGCACAAAUGGAUCAACUUCCGAAUCGCGAACCAGUUACGCCGCAUUCUAUCGCCCGUGGUAUUGAGCUGAAUCAACGUAUAGCCUCAGCAGCAGACGACGAAAACUCCCCGCCUUCCAAACACUCGCCUGCUAUACCAAUCAAAAGCACUACAUGUAGUGCUACCUCUGUCGAGUCACUAUAA